GUGCCAACGUGCCAUCUAUUAUAAAUUUCACGAAAUAUGAUAUUUUGCUCAAAAGUGUAACUUUUAAGAUUAAUUGAUAAAGAAGUGCCUUAUUAUUAAUUUUAUGGUUAUCUUACAAAUGUUUAUUUGUAUUGGACCCGUUUUUUAAAUGUGAAAUGCCAUCUUCAGUUCGGCCCAAAAUACAUUCGUCGGUUAGCAAGACACCAACCUCAACGCCAAUGUCGGAGAGACAGCAAAUGGCCCUACUCAUGCAGAUGGCUUCGCAUUCGAGAAGUCCGUCCUCGCGAUCGAAAGAUCGCAACGAGCGAGGCGAGACGCCCCUGCACUUGGCCGCGAUCAAGGGGGACGUCGAGCAAGUUUGUAAGCUGCUGUCGCAUCACGCCGACCCGAACGUUGCGGAUUUCGCAGGUUGGACACCUCUGCACGAGGCCUGUAAUCACGGGUGGUUCGAAGUUGCGUGCAGGCUAGUACAGGCCGGCGCAAAUGUAAACGCACGAGGGUUCGACGAUGAUACACCACUACAUGAUGCAGCAGUAAACGGACACCUUAAACUCGCACAGUAUUUGCUGGAAAAGGGAGCGGAUACCGGUGCAAAAAAUUCUAAAGGGAAAACUCCAUUUGAUGUAUCAUCGCCGAGUGUUGCCGCCUUACUUCUUAAUUCCGAUGCAGUAACAGAACCCACCAUAUCGACAAGACAGCAACCACGUCUGAGGGAUGAAAAGAAGCUCAUUGACAGCAAACAAAAGAACACAACCGAGGAAACGAUGGAUUCCUCAAAAACAACAGAUGACGUGUACGAAUUCAAAUCUGUGAAAGAUUCCUGUCCAUCACCUGAGAAUAAGCCGCAGGACUCCUGCGAGACGGAGAAAGACCUGCAGGAUGGUGCUUCUACCACAAGUACAAGUCAGUCGACAGAGGAAAACGCGAAGCGAACUUUUUCUGAAGUAGCAGACGCUGACGAUGCCGCCGACGAUGAAUCUAAGAAAAAAAAACGCAAAGAUGACACCGCAAAAGAAACUAAGGCGGCGACGCCGCAGCGAAACGUCGGUCUUAACAAGGCACAGCUAAGUAAGCAAGCAACAACGGCGCCAAACAAAACAAACACCGCCGCUUCCGUUAAAUCAACAGAACGAAAAACUCCACCCGCCAGUCCUAAACCGGCAACAAGCGACCAGGAGGUGGAGGACGGUAAAUCAGAUCUAAAAGUACCGCCGUUAAAAAUUGUGAUACCUCAAAGUACCAGCGAGCAAGAGAGCGGAUCUACGCGUAAUGGAAAAAACAAUUCGCAACGCUCUCAUCAGGCACUACCCUACGUUGUAGCUAGCUCUAACAACGAAUCGUCCGAAAAAGAUGCCACUUCUGGCACGACAAGCCCCACAGAAACUCCCGCCGUUAAAAAUGAAGAAAAAAAAGAGCAGACCGCCGGCUCGGACGAUCAGCGAGCAGGACACCAUCAAAGAGUAUUGCGAAGUUCGCAUCGCUCGGGACCUGUUCCAGGUAGUGCUGACAGAAGUAGCAAUAAUUCCUCUCCACAACUUCAAAGAUCUCACUCACCAUCCCCAUCUGCUUCCCCUUCUACACCUUCAAACCAACCUGAGACAACAACUUCAACUAUACAUAAUACUUCCGCCGCUACUACAUCCAAAACUUCUGACGCUCAGGUUACGACGAGCAGCGAUACUGAACCGACCAUGUCGACUUCCGGCGUUAAUUCCACGGCGACGAUGAACGUCGUCGAACUACAUCCGAGGAAGCGAAAGAUGAAGCCCAGCAAGGAAACGUCGGUACCGCCGCCUGCGCACGAACCGCUCGAGGCACCCGCCGUCUCCGAGAUACAUCCCCACGAACAACCCAUAACCAAUUGCUAUCAACUGUUUCUGAACAUUAGGAAACAAAUUGACAAGCGACGUAAGGGAUUAAUUCCAGUACAGCCUAAGCCCCCGCAGGGCUUCAAGGAUUACCUCAUGAAUCGGUGCACCUACGUCCUGGCCGGAAACGCGCCGACUACGCCCAACAUAACCAUUCCGGCGAAUCUUCCCGCGCAAAUGAAAGACCUGUACAGUGAGCAGGAGAAGGAGCGGUACAGAUUACGAAUGCAGCAUGUGAUAGAGAAAGAAAAAUUAGUACUGUCCGUCGAACAAGAGAUACUACGGGUACACGGUCGAGCGGCGCGCGCUUUGGCCAACCAGUCGCUUCCGUUCUCCGUGUGUACGAUUUUAAGGGACGAAGAGGUGUAUAACUUGAUAACGCCCGAGCAGGAAGAGAAAGAUCGUAACGCAAGGUCGAGGUAUAAUGGGCGUUUGUUUUUGAGCUGGUUGCAAGACGUCGACGAUAAAUGGGAAAAAAUAAAGGAGCAUAUGCUUUUGAGGCAUCACAACGAAGCGGAAUCUCUGCAUGCCGUUCAAAAGAUGGAUUGGGAGUGGAAGCUGAAAGAAUUGAAUCUGUGUGAUGCGAAGACCACGCCAUCUAUUGACGAAUUACAUGUUCCUAUGGUUCAUGUCAGCGACGACUUUGAUUUACUCCCCGCUUAGUUCUUAAUAUUUAUAAUUAAUUUAUUACUGUUGAUUGUUAAAUAAUGUAGCUAUGAAUUUUA
This is a messenger RNA of Photinus pyralis (common eastern firefly), 2593 nucleotides long. RefSeq names its product ankyrin repeat domain-containing protein 12. Gene Ontology annotation, molecular function: protein binding. Bases 156 to 2531 code for a protein of 791 amino acids. Gene Ontology annotation, cellular component: nucleoplasm. NCBI's taxonomy places the organism in Eukaryota, Metazoa, Arthropoda, Insecta, Coleoptera, Lampyridae. The transcript is spliced from 8 exons. The record is from RefSeq and is a predicted model, not a curated record.